AUGUCAGUGAGCAAAAUGGCGAGCGGGACGCCGGCCCAUCAUCGCCAUGCUACUCCGAAGCCCACCGUGGCAGAGCGGCCGCAUGGGCAUAAGGAGGCGCCCCUGCAGGUGAUACCUAUGACCAAUUUUAUGCCAGGGGACAGUCCCUUCGCCACGUGGGACCAAUUUCAGUCCGCUAUGAGUGUAAUAAGAACUGUUAUAGGGCGAACCGUGCAAUCGGGCGCAACGAUUCCCAUACUACCAGCAGACAGCAGCACUAUACAGGCCUUUUUGCUGCGCAUCGAGCGCCGGUACACCCAGAUGGGAUUGGAGCCGCGCGAGUGGGGAAAUGCACUUAUUGACCACCUUGUGGGCCCGGCUCUAACGUAUUGGAUGUAUUUAUGGAGAACUAUCGACCUAAGCGACUGGGCGACGGUACAGCGCAGGCUUUUGGAGCGGUUUGACAAAACAAUGUCGCAGAGUCAAUUGUUAACGGAGUUGGCUAAAGUACGGUGGAAUGGUAACCCGAAGGAAAACACGGACCGGUUUGUGGCUGUAGCGGAGCGUGGUUUGGGUCUUGCCCCCGACGAACUCGCUGAUUAUUAG
Eimeria tenella is the source of this 585-nucleotide messenger RNA. RefSeq lists its product as uncharacterized. Lineage: Eukaryota; Apicomplexa; Conoidasida; Eucoccidiorida; Eimeriidae. Bases 1 to 585 code for a protein of 194 amino acids. The record is from RefSeq and is a predicted model, not a curated record. The transcript has a single exon.